ACCAUCUUCUUCACAACAACGAGCGAGAGAGAGAGAGAGAGAGAGGAAGCGAUGGCGUCGUCUUCGAUGGCAUCGCCGCCGGCGCCGACGAGGAUCUUGGUAGGCGUGAACCAGUCGUCGAUGAAAGGGUACCCGCAUCCAUCAAUCAGCAGCCGCAACGCCUUCGAAUGGACCUUGUCCAAGCUUAUCCGCAACAACUACUCCGGCUUCUCCCUUCUCUUCCUCCACGUCCAGAUCCCUGAUGAAGACGGAUUUGAUGACAUGGAUAGUAUAUAUGCUUCACCUGAAGAUUUUAAAGACAUGAAAAGGAGGGACAAGAUAAGAGGGAUUCACUUGCUGGAAUAUUUUGUUGGGCGUUGCCAUGAAAUAGGGAUUAACUGUGAAGCAUGGAUCAAGAAAGGUGACCCAAAGGAUGUUAUCUGCAGUGAAGUGAAGAGAGUCAAACCAGAUAUUCUGAUCAUGGGCAGUCGUGGCCUUGGACCAUUCCAUAGGGUUUUUGUAGGGACUGUGAGUGAAUUCUGUGUCAAGCAUGCAGAAUGCCCAGUGAUCACCAUCAAACGGAGAGCAGAUGAAGCUCCACAAGAUCCAAUUGAUGACUGAUGGUUUUAUCACCAAUAUUCAUGCCAAUAUUGAUCAUAUGCUUCUAUUUUCCAGCUUCCUUAUAUACCUUUCCUUUGCUUCUAGGAUCUUUACUCUUAGGCUUCAAUCAUUUUAUUCCCAUAACCAUUGGUGUCUGUAACUCUAAAAUCACUGUUAUCUUAAAUCAUUCCUGCAUGUUUAUAUAUGUUAUUAUUUUAAGGGUGAAAACAGAGGUCCCUUUUAAUUAUCAGUAAGGUUUUUUUUUU
Molecule: messenger RNA, 845 nt
Organism: Dioscorea cayenensis subsp. rotundata (Guinea yam)
Lineage: Eukaryota; Viridiplantae; Streptophyta; Magnoliopsida; Dioscoreales; Dioscoreaceae
Product: universal stress protein A-like protein
Exons: 4
Coding region: 52-600 (182 amino acids)
Molecular function (GO): AMP binding
Source: RefSeq, a predicted model, not a curated record